GAGUAUUAGGACUCCUCCUUCUCUCUUUUAUCUACUUAAAAAGCACCGGUGGAAACAGCUGAGGAGUAAAAAAGAGAAGGGAUUAUACGAGUAGUGGACAACACGUUGCCUCAAGGAGUCGAGCAGCUGAUUCUAAUCACAGAGUUACGGCGUGUGUUUCCUGGCAAAAUCCACACCACAGAUUGAUCGCUCAGACGUGCAGCAAAGAUGGCCUCCGUCGCUCCGUUCAGCCGCAGACAGUGGGCGUCCCAAUCCCUCAGGGUCACCGCCAAGGAAAUGUCCAUCGUCACAGCCCGAGGGAAAAACAACGCCAUCGCUGAGCGUUUCUCCAAGUACCAGAUGGCAGCGGAGGAAGGCAACGCAGAGAAGAAGAAAGCAGUUGCGGAGCCUCUACCCACCUCGCUGCGCAGCGGGAACCUGAGUGUUUUAAAGAAACGUUGGGAACAACAACAACUCAGAGCUCCACCUAAAUCUUUCCCCAGCAGCCCAGCCUCACCUCACACCAACAUCACUCAAUCAACGGGUCCUAAAGCUACACCGCCAUCACACACCCAGAACCAUCCUGACACACUCUCUAAAGACCAGGACCCUGAGCAGGAGACACACGCUCAUUCUCAGACCAGCUCCAACCAGCUGCAGACGGAUCGGCUUGAGGACCUGAGCGACAUGGAGGAGAAGCCCAGCAGAGAUCCAGAGGAGCAGGAGGGAGCGGCGGCUGCUGAAGUACCCGACUCAGAGAAGCCCAGCGUUCCUCUGAACAGCCUCAAGAUGAUGUUUGAGAAGGGAGAGAACCUGACUGACAAGGUGUCCAGAGAGCAGAUCAAUAGAGGAAGCAGUGGAACUCCUUCCAACAUGGACCAGCUACUAGGAGAUGGAAGUCUUGCCGAGUCCACUCCUCUCCGGGACAGGAUGGCUCUCUACCAGGCCGCCAUCUCCAAACAGGAUGUCACUCCCACCGCCGUCAAUAACGAUCAGCUGGACGGAUUCUGCGGGAAGCAGAAGGAGAAUGUUCCUCCGUGCUCUCUGGACCUGAGUCUGGAUUCAGAACCAAACAGCAGGAAAGUUUUCACAGCAGAGAGCAACGGCUCUGCUUCGGGCACCCCUACAUCGUCCAAUCAGAGGGACUCCUCUCAGGCCAAGACGACCCCCAAAAGCUUCCGUCCGCCGGCGAGGGAGACGUGCGUGUCCUGUCAGAAAACGGUUUAUCCUCUGGAGAGGCUGGUGGCCAAUCAGCACGUUUACCACUCCUCCUGUUUCCGCUGCUCGCACUGCAACAACAAACUGAGUUUGGUGAACUACGCCUCUCUGCACAACAACGUGUACUGUAAACCGCACUUCUGCCAGCUCUUCAAGGCCAAAGGAAACUACGACGAGGGCUUCGGACACCGGCCCCACAAAGAGCUGUGGGAGAGCAAGGGGGACGGCGUGGAGACCUCCCCUCAGUCCAACCCCCAGACCAAGGUGAAGACCCCCGUGUCGGACCUGGAGAGCCCGAGCGUGGAGGACUCUCCGCUCGCCAAAGUCAACGUGCUGAUGGCCACGAUGGAGGCUCUGGGUCAGGGGUCAGCGGAGAAGAGCGAGAGACCUCCUGAGGCCCGCAGGCUCAAGAUCUCCUGGCCUCCUCGAGCGGAGCAGGACGAGGCGCCCAAGUCCGCAGACGGGGGGGGCUCUGCUACCAAAACCGUCCGCCCGAAGUGGCCCCCGGAGGACGAGUCCCCCUCCUCCCCCUCAGAGCCCCCCUGCCUGCGCCGCACCUCCUCCCUGAAGGAGCGCAGUAAGCCCUUCACGAUGGCGGGACAGGCCGCUCCUGCCGCCGAGGCCAGGAAACCGAGCCCGCCCCCUCCUGAGGACCCCCGUCAGCUCAGUCCUGAACCGACCUCCAUGGAGCUGCAGCACCAGUCCUCCGACAGCCAGACCCCGACCGAGGACGAGUGCGCCGACGUGCUCGCCAGCUCAGGAGACGAGGAGCAGGAGGAGGGCGAGAUGAAGAGUGAAGUGAGUCCUGAUGAGCAGCAGGUGGAGGAGGAGGAGAUGGAGGAAGACGGUGGCGACCUGGAGGAAGAGAUGGCUCCUCUGAAAGGUCAGGAGACGCCCACAGACAUCUCCUCUCCUGAAGUGGAGGUGGAGGCGAGUCGAUCCUCUCAGGACGUUGGCUUCUGGGACAGCGAGGAGGUGGAGGACAAAGAGGAGGAGCAGCAGGAGGUGCUGACGGUGGAGGAGAUGAUCAAACGGAACCGAUACUAUGAGGAGGAUGACGAGGAGGAGGAUGAGGAAGUAUGAACUGACUAAAACGUAAAACAACAGCCGCCUGCCAUGGACUAUUUAGACGACUUCACGCCAUUCCUUCUUUUCUUUUUUAGAUGUUUUCUUCUUCUCUUCUUUAAAAAAGAGUUGCUGCCGCGACUCGUCUGGACUCUAUUUGUGCCUCUUUCAACACUUUUUUAAAACCUUCGACGCCAUUCCUACAGGAUCGUUUUUACAGGAUCGUUGGAGAACGUGUAGCUUGUUUUUAAAUGUACAAUAUUUAAAAUAAUGUCCUGAUGUUGUGAUCAAUAUUUUUUAGAACAGAAAAAGCCUGUUAGCUUAAAACACACAGAGGAGCAGUUUUUUUUUUUUUUUUGUAAUUUUCUAUCGUCAUUGAACGCCUCCUAAUCUGAACCGACACUUUUGAGAAGCCGUAACCGCGGUGAUAUCGUAAACCAAAAGAUGGCAUCGUAACAGCUCGUGUAGCUCUUGUCACUGAAUGGCCUUGAAUGGAGAAUCUGAAAAUUAAAGAAGACGUGUGAAAAGGCCUCUCUGAUGUAAAAUAAGCCCAGCACUUUGAACUUUUUCCAGUCAUCAUAAUAAUAAUGGGUUAGGUUAGUUUUUGUCUGUCACUUUUCUUUACAGCUGCCAUUCUGUAUGUAUAUGUCACACUUCAUUUUACAAGAGUUCUAAACUGGAUCUGAAUAAUGUUGUACUGUUGUUUUUAAACCAUGGGACCAAAUAUCCUAGAUUGCUACUGUUUAAAUAAACUGUUGUAUACAAAAAAAAAA
This is a messenger RNA of Labrus bergylta (ballan wrasse), 3035 nucleotides long. It is a transcript of the gene lima1a, whose product is annotated as LIM domain and actin binding 1a. Gene Ontology annotation, molecular function: actin filament binding. Lineage: Eukaryota; Metazoa; Chordata; Actinopteri; Labriformes; Labridae. Gene Ontology annotation, biological process: actin filament bundle assembly. The record is from RefSeq and is a predicted model, not a curated record. Gene Ontology annotation, cellular component: actin cytoskeleton; plasma membrane.